AUGGGCUCCAAAUACCACUAUACCCCUCGUCGCAUCAGCAACGACCAUUUCGGUAUCGAUAUCGGCCUCCGCGGCAAUGCGCUACUCUCUGUCAUCACUGCAACCUGCGCCGUGGCCUUCUGUACUGUCGGAAUAGAGAACGGACUGUUGGGCGGCGUUAUCAACACGACCCAGUUCAAGGAGACGUUCAACGACCCCGACGCCAACACCAUCGGCAACAUCGUAUCACUGUACGAGAUUGGUUGCGUGAUCGGGGCGCUUUCCACCUUUGUUGUUGGUGAUGUCCUCGGACGUCGUCGCACAAUUCUCCUUAGCUCGAUUCUAAUGCUUAUUGGAGCUGCCAUUCAGGCUGCCUCCAGUACAGUCGGCGUCAUGAUUGCAGGUCGAAUCAUCAGUGGUCUUGGUAUGGGUGCCAUCAAUUCGACCGUUCCCAUCCUUCAAGCCGAAACCUCGCCAGCAGUCUCCCGUGGCCAGCUUGUUGCACUUGAUCUGACCGUGCUCAACAUCGGUAUUGUUUUUGCGUACUGGAUGGACUAUGGUUUCGCCUACAGCGGUCUCACCGGCAGCAAAGUGUGGCGAAUCCCUGUCGCUCUCCAAAGUGUCUUCAUCAUUGUACUUGUACUCACAACCCUCAUCAUUCCCGACUCCCCCCGUUGGCUCGCCAAAAAGGGCCGUCACGAAGAGGCGAUCGCUGUUCUUGAGCGUCUCCACAACGCUUCUAUCGACUCUCCCGAGGUGCAAAAUUCUUAUGCUGGUAUCCAGCAGGCUCUCGAGCAUGAGCGAGCCGCUGCCAACACCGGAUGGGCAUCGCUCGUCGCCAAAGACAGCAUCCAAACCCGCAAGCGUUUGUUCCUUGCUUGCUUCAUCCAAGCCGCUCAACAGCUCUCGGGAAUCAACGCCCUUAUCUACUACUCCGGAACGCUCUUCUCCAAGUCGAUCGGAUUGGACGACAAGAAGUCAGCACUCAUGGCUGGUGGACUCAACAUGUGCCUGAUCCUCGGUUCUAUCAUCUCGAUUUUCUUCAUUGACCGUGUUGGCCGCAAGAAGCUCCUGAUUCCUUGCAUUGCUGGUAUGUCGGCCGUCAUGUGCGUCCAAACGGGCCUUGUCAAGGUGAUCCAGGACGGCACGCAGAAUGCCAACUAUGGCCGAGCCGCUUCUGCAAUGCUCUUCGUGUUUGAGUUCUUCUUCUCCCUCGGCUUCCAGGCAACAGUUUGGCUUAUCCCUUCGGAGGUGCUUCCGUUGCUCAUCAGGACCAAGGGCUCGGCUCUGUCCACCGCCUCGAACUGGAUCUUCAACUUUGCCAUCGUCAAGUUCACACCCAGUGCACUCCAAAACAUUGGCUGGAGGACUUACAUCAUUUUUGCCGUUCUCAACGCGUGCUGGGUUCCCGUCAUCUACUUCUUCCUCCCCGAAACCAAGGGACGAAGCCUUGAAGAGAUUGACGAGCUGUUUGCUACGGACGACUGGCACAUCGAUAACUCGCACGCCGCUACCGACACUAAGGCUGCUGCCCACCGCAGCGGCGACGUCGAGUACGCUGACAUUGACGCUGGCUCCAACAAGAGCAGCUUCAAGGGGGACAACAUUGUCACUUCCACCGGCGACUCCAAGUAA
Molecule: messenger RNA, 1614 nt
Organism: Mycosarcoma maydis (corn smut)
Lineage: Eukaryota; Fungi; Basidiomycota; Ustilaginomycetes; Ustilaginales
Product: putative sugar transporter
Exons: 1
Coding region: 1-1614 (537 amino acids)
Biological process (GO): carbohydrate transport; transmembrane transport
Cellular component (GO): membrane
Molecular function (GO): carbohydrate:proton symporter activity
Source: RefSeq, a predicted model, not a curated record